Messenger RNA from Aspergillus ruber CBS 135680, 1467 nucleotides. RefSeq lists its product as uncharacterized. Lineage: Eukaryota; Fungi; Ascomycota; Eurotiomycetes; Eurotiales; Aspergillaceae. The transcript is spliced from 2 exons. Bases 43 to 1245 code for a protein of 400 amino acids. The record is from RefSeq and is a predicted model, not a curated record.
GUCGGUCGAGCUUUUGACUUGAACAGCAAUAAAUCCUUCAAAAUGCCGUCGACUGAGCUCACUACCAAGGUGACCUCUGGUUCACCGUAUCAGCUUGACAAGAAUCAGGUCAGCAGAGCGUCGUCUGCCCUUCUGCGACACAUCAAGUCGAAGCAGGAAGAAGAGGAAAAGAAUGCGACCAAGAAGACCCUGAUUGGAGACAAUGACGAGGAUGAAGAAGGCGCACCGCUUCACAACGAAGCCGUCUGGCUCGUCCUCACCACUAAGAAGCACGUCGUGGACAAGAACCGUUUGAAGCCCGGAAAAAUCAGCAUUCCUCACUCCCUCAAUUCCUCGCCCUCUCUCAGCAUUUGCCUCAUCACCGCGGACCCGCAGCGCGCGGUCAAGAACAUCGUUACCGACCCGUCCUUCCCUCAAGAUCUCACCUCCCACAUCGACCGGGUAAUUGGCUUCUCGAAGUUGAAGAGUAGAUACCAGAGCUUCGAGAGCCGGCGACAACUUCUCUCUGAACACGAUGUCUUCUUGGCCGAUGACCGUAUCAUUAUGCGCUUGGUGAACACUCUUGGAAAGAUUUUCUACAAGUCGAGCAAGCGGCCCAUUCCGGUUCGCAUUGCGGAGAUCGAGAAGGUGGACGGUAAGAAGGUUAAGAAGGACCCGAAGCUGAAGAACAACAACUCGGAUGAAAAGUCUAGCGCCUUCGCGUCACCAUUGAUCAUUGCCAAGGAGAUUGAGAAGACUUUGAGCUGUGCCCCUGUGCAGCUCGCCCCUGCUACUACAGCUUCCAUUCGUAUCGGUUCGUCCAAGUUCACCUCGGAGCAGCUUGCGCAAAAUGUCGAAGCCGUGGUCAAGGGUCUGACAGAGAAGUUCAUCACAAAGGGUUGGAGGAAUAUCAAGGCUAUCCACGUCAAGGGCGCAAGCACCAUGGCGAUGCCAAUCUGGCUUGCAAGUGAACUUUGGGUGGAUGAGAAUGAUGUGUUGGAGAACAAUGCCGAAGAGACCAAGGCCAUCGACGGUGGAAAGAAGCGCAAGUCGACAGGCGACGACGAGAAGCUAUUGGAGGACAGCAAGAAGUCCAAGAAGACCAAGGCCACUGAAGACAAUGACGAGGCUGCAUCGUUGGCUGUACGGAAACAGAAGCUUCAGCAGCAGAAAGAGAAGGCUUUGGAGGAUGGCAAGGCCUCGAUCAGUCAGAAUACUGGAAACGCAACAAAAGCCAGCAAAAAGAAACAAAAGUCGACCACUUAAUAAUUCCCCCUUCCUGCGCAAGGUGUUCUACUGGUUGUAUUUGUCGAUUUGCAAGCACUAUCAAUGUAUGUAUGGGUUAUAUACGGCGGCGUACCGAAUGUCACGUGUGUCAAUUUCUCCGUACUUUCUUGGUUUUUUUUUUUUUUUCUUGUUAGAGUAGGGCGUGUUUAUACCCCUUGGAGGAGAGCCAAAAGUUAUUGCCAUUGCAACUAUAGCUAGAAU